Messenger RNA from Brassica rapa (field mustard), 745 nucleotides. Its product is annotated as probable respiratory burst oxidase homolog protein I. The record is from RefSeq and is a predicted model, not a curated record. Gene Ontology annotation, cellular component: plasma membrane. Lineage: Eukaryota; Viridiplantae; Streptophyta; Magnoliopsida; Brassicales; Brassicaceae. Gene Ontology annotation, molecular function: NAD(P)H oxidase H2O2-forming activity.
UGUCUAGACGUAUGGCUACGUGAUGAAUAAAUUUGGUGUAGCUGUCAAUUAUCUUUAAUUUGUAAAUGUAAAACGCCGAAGUCAAACAGAAGGAAAAUUUUUGUGUUUGUGUCUGGCGUUUGCAUUUGUAGAAAGAAACUUAAGAAUGUUUUAUAUUUAAGUUAACUACUAACAUGUUUGUAUUAACAAAUACAAAAGGGUGUUAUUGAGAUGCACAACUACUUGACGAGUGUGUACGACGUUGGAGAUGCUCGAAGUACUCUUCUCACCAUGAUCCAAACGUUACACCACGCCAAAAAUGGCGUUGACAUGUUUUCUGGAACUAAGGUACGAACACACUUUGGGAGACCGAAGUGGAAGAAGGUUUUAUCAAAGAUUAGCACCAAACAUAAGAAUGCAAGAAUCGGAGUGUUCUAUUGUGGAGGACCGAGUUUAGGGAAGGAACUCUCCACAUUGUGCCAUGAAUUUAAUCAAACGGGCUGUUCCAGGUUCGAGUUCCGCAAAGAACAGUUUUAAGGGUAAAAAUGAUAUGGCUCCUCUACAAUGUGGCUUUUGAAUCAAUCGAAUCAAGUAUAUUGGUAUACAUGUAAAAUUAAUGUUCAUGAUUUUCUUCGCUUCAUUCAUACAACUUUCUUGUUCUUGUUUUUUUUGGUACAUUUAACUUUUAGCCAAUUCAUCAAGAAUAAGAUUGUAAAACAUGGGUGAAAAGAGUACAUUAAGUUAAGGUCUAGAAGCUUAGAGCACA